This is a messenger RNA of Trichoplax adhaerens, 1161 nucleotides long. RefSeq lists its product as uncharacterized. Gene Ontology annotation, biological process: proteasome-mediated ubiquitin-dependent protein catabolic process. NCBI's taxonomy places the organism in Eukaryota, Metazoa, Placozoa, Uniplacotomia, Trichoplacea, Trichoplacidae. The coding region runs from base 1 to 1161 and encodes 386 amino acids. The transcript has 9 exons. Gene Ontology annotation, cellular component: proteasome regulatory particle. The record is from RefSeq and is a predicted model, not a curated record.
AUGGAAGAAGAAGGAUUAUCUAAUAUACCAAAUCUGCAAAUCGCCAGACUGAAGUUUUUAUGCACAAUGCCGGAAUAUGAUAUGAAUCAGAAGGGCCAAGCUAAAGAACAAUUAAUGAAGAACAUAGAAGCUGCCAAUAUGGCCCCUUUCUAUCAGGAGAUUUGCAGAGAAAUGAAAUGGGAAGUUGAUGAUAAGCUCCUUAACAAAAUGAAACUCACUAACCAAGCAGAAUUGAAGAGACUUAGUGAUGCCCUUGAAGAUGCGGAAAAAAAUCGUGGGGAGUCUGAAGUACGCGAUAUCAUGCUGGAAAAAGCGGAAUACUUAUCUAAAAUUGGUGAUAAGGAUGGUAGCUUGAUUGCGCUUAGGCAAACUUACGAUAAAACCAUGGCCCUCGGUCAAAAAAUGGACAUCAUUUUUCAUUUAAUUCGAAUUGGUUUUUUUUACACGGAUCAUGAUCUGAUUAAACGUAAUAUUCAGAAAGCUGAAAGUUUACUUGAUGAAGGAGGCGAUUGGGAUCGUCGGAAUCGUUUGAAAGUUUAUCGGGGUCUUUACGCACUGGCAAUUAGAGAUUUCAAAACGACUGCCACAUCGUUUUUGGACACGAUUUCAACGUUUACUUCUUAUGAGUUAAUGGACUACAAGCAAUUUGUAAUAUAUACUGUCGUUGCAUCAAUGAUUUCAUUGGAACGUGUGGACUUGAAAGAUAAGGUCGUAAAUGGUUCCGAGAUUUUAGAAGUGUUACAUGAACUACCCAAGAUUAAAAGUUUUCUUAAUUCAUUGUAUUACUGCAACUAUGACCAGUUUUUUGUAGCUCUUGGUGACAUUGAGCAGAUAAUGAAAUUCGAUAGAUAUACGUAUCUGCAUUAUCGCUAUUACGUGAAUGAAAUGAAAAUCAGAGUUUACAAGCAGUUACUACAAUCAUAUAAGAGCCUAACACUGCAGUAUAUGGCUAAUGCGUUUGGAGUUUCAACCGAAUAUAUCGAUAAGGAAUUAUCUCGCUUAAUUGCAGCUGAGCGCCUUAAUUGCAAGAUUAAUAAAGUUAUGGGUUUCGUUGAAACGAACAGACCUGACAGUAAGAAUCGCCAAUAUCAGGCUAUUGUUAAACAUGGAGAUGCACUAUUGAAUAGGAUGCAGAAACUAAGUCGUAUUAUAAACGUUUAA